AUGACCAGAGCAGAGGACACAAAAGGAGACACAACCUGUCUGACAGGAACUCUGUGGAGGAUCUACCAGGUAACAGAGCUCGGUCAGUUCAGACAUAUUUAUAGAGGUAUAUUUCUGUUUGAAGACAUCAAGGACUUGGUCUUCGACUCUUCGGUAAUCGUGCAGAGAUACAUCAGCAACCCGCUUCUCAUUUCAGGCUACAAGUUUGAUCUACGCAUUUAUGUCUGCGUAAAAAGCUUCUCCCCUCUUGUGAUUUAUAUGCACCAGGAAGGCCUAGUGCGUUUUGCGACAGAAAAGUACACCCUUGCUUCUUUAGACAGCCCGUACUCUCAUUUAACAAAUACCAGCAUUAAUAAGUUUGGAAUGUGCUACGCCAUGGACAAAGAGCGAGUAGGCCGAGGAUGCAAGUGGACCAUGAGCAGAUUCCGUAGUUUUCUUCACAAACAAGAUGUUAAUGAACUUCUGCUGUGGCACAGGAUCAGCAAUAUUGUUACGUUGACUCUGCUCACAGCCAUUCCUUGCGUUCCCUCCAGCCCCAACUGUCUGGAACUGUUGGGGUUUGAUAUCCUCAUCGACGCCAGCUACAAACCGUGGCUUCUAGAGGUCAACCACAGUCCGGCGCUUUCAUUGGACUGCCCUGCUGAUGUAACGGUCAAGAAAGGGCUGAUCAAUGAUAUCAUCGACCUGAUGAACUACAGGAUGAUUGAUAGCUUCAGACAGAAGGGAUACUGCAGGAAGAGAUCGGGUAGCCGGUAUUUAUGGCCAAAAAUCUCUCAAGGGUUUUUGUUGCCCAAGACUUUGCAUGCACCUCCAUCAGGCAACAAAAACUGGAAUCAGUCUGUCUCAGGCUCUUCAAGUUCUCAAGACACUAGAAAUAACACCGGUUAUGCUACUUGCCCCGUUCACCCCAAUUCAAAAUCCAUUGGACAUGAAAAGGAUCCUCAGAGGUUUGAGGAAAUUAACGACGAGGUGGGAUCUGAUGACCUAAAACUCACAACAUUUAACAGCACGAGGCAAUCGCACAGAAAUACACCGUCUACCGCGUGCAAGUUACCAUCUCUUCACGUACAUAAACUCAAGUCUCCAGCCGUCCCAUGGAACCGCGUGACUCAGGACAGAGGUGUCCCUCCUUGUCGUGUUGGCGACUUCAUACUUACGUUUCCCUUUAAUGAGGCUACGUGGAAAGCCUCUCAGGACCAAGCAGAUGUUAGGGCUAUUGUGAACGAGGUUCAUAAACUCACAAACCGACUGGCAUCUUCCUUUAAUGAAAAAGAGAGGACGAAGAUGGAAAGCAGUCAGAGCAUUGGUAUCAGGGACAAAUUUGAGCCUCUGCUUUGGGGGCCAAAAGAUCCACCUCUUCUCAGCAAAUGCUGCUCCUUAAAUUCAGAAGUCAAGUAA
Sinocyclocheilus grahami is the source of this 1398-nucleotide messenger RNA. RefSeq names its product probable tubulin polyglutamylase TTLL2. Gene Ontology annotation, biological process: microtubule cytoskeleton organization; protein polyglutamylation. Lineage: Eukaryota; Metazoa; Chordata; Actinopteri; Cypriniformes; Cyprinidae. The transcript has 2 exons. Gene Ontology annotation, molecular function: tubulin binding; tubulin-glutamic acid ligase activity. The coding region runs from base 1 to 1398 and encodes 465 amino acids. Gene Ontology annotation, cellular component: ciliary basal body. The record is from RefSeq and is a predicted model, not a curated record.